Cornus florida is the source of this 3466-nucleotide messenger RNA. Its product is annotated as protein NLP2-like. Lineage: Eukaryota; Viridiplantae; Streptophyta; Magnoliopsida; Cornales; Cornaceae. Bases 544 to 3180 code for a protein of 878 amino acids. The transcript is spliced from 7 exons. The record is from RefSeq and is a predicted model, not a curated record. Gene Ontology annotation, molecular function: DNA-binding transcription factor activity; protein binding.
CCUAGCCGUUACGUCAUUCAUUUGCCUAGAUCUUAUAUUUAUAGCAGCUCUCACCAUACGUGCUCUCUGUUUGGGAAAUUAAAUUCUGUGUGAGAAAGCCAAAGUUCCGAGAGUCUUAUUCAACGGCGAGUUUGUCAACUUGUACCGAUGCAUAGUCGGUCUUUGAAGAUUCAUAGUAAAAGCUGUGCUUUGCUUGUUAAUUGAAAAUUUGCCUUUAUGCUACAGUGGAGUGGUGUGUGGUUCGAAACCCCAAAUUGAUAAACACAAAUUGAUUCAUUCUCAUCUAUUCAAGGGUUGUGCUUCUUCAAUUGAGAAAGCUAGGCUUUUGUUGUUGAGUUGUGUUGAGUUGUUCUUUCAAUUGGACACACUUUUUUGAUAGAAGUGUGGUUGUGUUGGAGAGAUUUGGGCUUCAAAAGUGAGGGUGAAUUGUUUACAUGGGGAGGGAUUGUCAACCUAUAAUAAUAGUUAUGGAGGAAUGUUUAUUUGAAGAAAAUCUUACCUUUAUUAUAUAGCUGGUUGAGCAUUCUUUUUCAAUAGUUGAAAAUGGAAUAUCCAUUUUCUUCUCAAGAAAAGGAUAUUAGUUAUUGGAAUUCUCCCACAGCUCAGAUGGAGGGUGUGUCAUCACUAGAUGCUGCUUCUUCUGAAGAUCCUUUCAACAACAUUGCAGAGUUGAUGAAUUUCGAUACAGGAUGGUGCAGUACUCCUUCAGAACAGGUGUUUUCGUGUUAUGCCACUCCACCUCUAAUAUCAAUGCCCACAAAUCAGGUAACUCAAGAUCCAUUCAACUCUUUCAAGUCUAAUAGCAUGGAAGGUUAUUAUAGUGGAGAGGGGAUGAAGGUUCAGUCAACUCCUGCACAAUUUGUUCUUCCAUCAGAUUGUGCUAAUGGAGAUGACUCAACUUCUAAUAGAGGUAAUGGUUCUCUACAGCAAAAUAAUAUUUCACCUCGGGGAUAUUCUAAGAUCUCUAGGCCACUGACUGAAUCAGCCAGGGGAUAUUCUAAGAUCCCCAGACCAAUUUCUGAAUCACUUACAGAAAAGAUGCUGAGAGCGCUUUCUUUGUUUAAAGAGUCAUGUGAAGGGGGCAUUUUGGCCCAAAUUUGGAUGCCUAUUAGGUAUAGUGAUCAGUAUAUUUUAAGCACGUGUGAGCAACCGUAUUUGCUUGAUCAGAUGCUUGAAGGAUAUCGUGAUGUGUCGAGGACAUUUGCUUUCUCUGCAGAAUUAAAAUCAAGUUUAUUCCCCGGCCUUCCUGGCCGUGUAUUUAUCUCAAAAGUUCCGGAGUGGACCUCAAAUUUAAUGUACUACAAUAAAAGCGAAUACUUACGUGUGGAAUAUGCAGCUACCCAUCAAGUUCGUGGAUCUAUUGCUUUACCAAUUUUCGAGAGUGAUUCUCUUGAAGUGUCAGACAUGCCAUGUUGUGCUGUACUCGAACUUGUCACCACAAAAGAAAAACAUAAUUUUGACGCAGAGAUAGAUAAUGUGUGUCGUUCUCUCCAGGCGGUAAAUUUAAGGAGUAAUACACCCCCUCGACUUUAUAACCAGUGUCUUUCAAAGAAUCAGAGGGCUGCGUUAGCUGACAUAACUGAUGUUUUACGGGUGGUAUGUCAUGCACAUAAAUUACCCCUUGCUCUAACAUGGCUACCUUGUAGUUACUCUGAGGGAGCUAGUGAUGAAAUUAGCAGGGUGCGCAUCAAAAGUUGUAAUACAAGCUCAAUUGAGAAAUGUGUAUUAUGUAUUGAGAAUACAGCUUGUUACGUGAACGAUAGCAAUAUGUAUGGAUUUGUGCAUGCAUGUGCUGAUCACUUUCUGGAGCAAGGUCAAGGGGUAGCUGGAAAAGCUUUACAAUCCAAUAUCCCCUUCUUCUCAUCUGAUGUAAAAGGAUAUGACAUUAGUGAGUAUCCACUUGUUCAUCACGCACGCAAGGUUGGAUUGAAUGCUGCAGUUGCGAUCAGAUUAAGGAGCAUUUACACGGCUGCUGAUGACUAUAUAUUAGAGUUCUUUCUCCCUGUCCAUAUGAAAGGGAGUGUAGAACAACAACUUUUAUUGAACAAUCUUUCUGCUACCAUGCAGAGGAUUUCCAAGGGUAUGAGAAGAGUUUCAGAUUCAGAAUUAGCUGGGACAGAGGGUUCGAAUAUUGGAUUUCAGGAGCUACCAAUAGAUUUAUCAGGGAGAAGUUGUCAAGCUAAUUUAAAUUCUAUUAACAGGGUGCCUGAUGUAUAUGAUUCAAGAAAUGUUGGAAUAACAGCAGAUAAUUCUAGUCAACAGACAAGAAGUGGAUCAAAGAGACGGAUUGAGAAAAAGCGAGGUAUGACCGAGAAGAAUGUUAGCUUAAGUGUUCUUCAGCAAUACUUUUCUGGGAGUCUUAAGGAUGCUGCUAAAAGCAUUGGUGUUUGCCCUACUACCUUAAAGAGGAUAUGCAGACAACAUGGAAUCGCAAGAUGGCCAUCGCGCAAGUUACACAAGGUGAAACGAUCUUUAAAGAAAAUACAAACUGUGCUCGACUCUGUUCAUGGUAUGGAAGGAGGAUUGAAAUUUGACACCGCUACUGGGAGUGUCAUUGCAUCAGGUUCCAUCAUUCAAGAUUUUGAUGCUAACAAAAUUUCUCCUCUCAAAAAGCUUGAAGCAGUUGCAAAAGAUGCAAGCGGUUCAACAUUUUGUUGCGAUAAAUCUAACAUCCCUCCUACUGAUUGUUUUGAUAUCAUUAAAUCAGUUGCACUAGAUGAUGGGCGUGGCGAUGGGGUCAUUGAGCACAAGCAGCCCACUUCUUCGGGCAUGACCGACUCUGGCUCAAUGAUGAGUGGAAGUUCAUCAAGCUCUCCCAACUUUGUUGAACGGAGUUACCCGAAAAUCACAAGCUUUGGAGAUUGUGGAUCAAAAAUUACUGUCAAGGCAACUUACAGGGAAGAUACAAUACGGUUCAAGUUUGAGCCUUCUGCAGGGUGUUUGCACCUAUACGAAGAAGUUUCAAAGAGGUUCAAAAUACUAAUAGGGACAUUCCAGCUCAAGUAUCUAGAUGAUGAAGAAGAAUGGGUGAUGUUGGCGAAUGAUUCCGACUUGCAGGAGUGUCUUGAAAUAUUGGAUUGUGUAGGCACCCGUGUUGUGAAGUUUGCUGUUCGUGAUGUCCCUUGUGCCAUUGGGAGCUCUGGCAGUAGCAAUUGCUUCUUGGCAGGAGGCUGGCGAUAGUCAAUGGUAUGACAUCUUUGGUUUGGCACCGAUGUACUGUUAGAUCGUUUAGGGUCCUUGGUAGGUAGUUUACUCCAUAAUAGCUGAUGUAGUUCUGUCAUGGUUAGGGUUGGCUUUUCUUUUCAUCGAUUUUGCCAGUGUCACUUGUUAUAUAGUUCUGUAAAUACUAGUAGUAGUAAUGAAGGUUGUAGUUUUGUAAGGAAUACUGUACUGUCUUUGCAGUGCCCUACUGCAGACUGUAUAGUACUCCACAUAUGUUUAUAUAAGCAAAUAGAGUUUUGAAGCA